CCUCGGUUGUGUGUGGGGGCGGAACACUACAGGCGCGCACAGCACGGCGCGCGUAGCCUGCGCGUUGGAAAAUAACCCCAUUCUGCAUACUGACUGUUAUUUAGAAGGACUCCUAUUUUGCCCUGGGUCGGAAUUACGUGAAGUGAGGGCAGAAGUGAGCUCCGUAGCGCAAGUACCGCCAUGGCUGCGCUGUCCGGAGGAGAAAUGUGCGUCAAAUACCUGAUGUUUGCCUUCAAUCUGAUAUUCUGGCUUGCAGGCACUGCUGUCUUUGCUAUAGGCCUGUGGCUAAGGUUAGACCCAAAGACCAAAGGCUUGUUUGAAGGAGCAGAUUCUCCAUACGUGUUUUACACAGGCGUGUACAUCCUGAUUGGAGCUGGAGCACUGAUGAUGGUGGUGGGUUUUCUGGGAUGUUGCGGAGCCAUCCAGGAGUCCCCCUGUAUGCUGGGACUGUUCUUCUUCUUCCUGCUUGUCAUAUUUGCCAUUGAGGUUGCUGCUGGAAUCUGGGUAUUUUCCAACCAAAGCAAGGUGGUGAAUGAUAUCACAACGUUCUACAUGCAGACUUACAAUAACUUCAAGACGACAGGAGAUGAGCGACUCAAAGAAACUCUGCGUGUGAUUCAAACCGGGCUGAAAUGUUGUGGGCCAACUGGUUCUGUCGUCGAUUCUGCCAAAGACACCUGUCCCCGCGGAGAGCCACUGGAGGUGCUCAUUACCAAGAGCUGCCCCGACGCCAUUGAUGAGGUGUUUGACUCCAAACUACACAUCAUUGGAGGAGCGGGCAUCACCAUCGGCGUUGUUAUGAUGUUUGGGAUGAUCUUUAGCAUGCUCCUGUGCUGCGCCAUCAGGAAGUCGCGAGAGGUGGUGUGACACCUGCCAUCACAUCCCAGAAUCUUUAUUGAUGUUGCAUGCACUGCCAAUAGAAACACAACUUGUUCAAAGAAGACUAGGCUGGGUGCAGAUUUCUCUCAGAUUAUUACGUAAUCCAUCAGUUGUAACUGUUUUGCUGACACUUAAACCCACCUUGUGAUGUGGUUACUGGGCCCAACUAUAGAAUGGGUCGCAUCUAUUCUUCUUGGCAAUGUAGUGCAGCAAUGUGUCAUUUUGUGGUCAUUUGAUUGAAAUUAGUGCUUGUGAACUGCUAAUUAUCUAAACAAAAGAUCAUAUUAUUGUAUACCGAUGACACUUCUUUUGCUAUCACUUGGGGUCACCUACCGGACAGACGAGUCAUGGAUCAGGGCCACAGAAAAAGGCAACCACUACCACCUCAGCACAAUACAGCAGCAGCCAAGGAAAUUAUUUUUCUUAUAACAUUAGAGUUAGACUAUAGUAACUGGUAGUCAAUUUCACUGCCAAGCUGUCAACUGCGCAGAUAGAGUAGCACGUUAGUUCCUUCAGUGUUAUUUUAUUUGUUCCCUUUUUUACUAACCAGUUACUAAAAAAACGCCUUUAAUUCAUGUCGUGAUUUGUAAAUGUUUUCAUUUUUAUUUGUAAAAAAUGAAUUCAUCUGUGUGGUCAUAUAGUACAUGUACCUUGAUAUGUGGUUUGCAUUUUCUAAUGUCCUUUUCAUUUGACAGAGAUCGGGUUGAUUUAUACCAUAUGCACUAUGUUUCACCGAGACAAAUAUUAAUGAGAACCAAAUAAACCAAGAUGUACUGAC
Pungitius pungitius (ninespine stickleback) is the source of this 1657-nucleotide messenger RNA. RefSeq names its product CD9 molecule a (gene cd9a). Gene Ontology annotation, cellular component: plasma membrane. The transcript has 8 exons. The coding region runs from base 181 to 867 and encodes 228 amino acids. Lineage: Eukaryota; Metazoa; Chordata; Actinopteri; Perciformes; Gasterosteidae. The record is from RefSeq and is a predicted model, not a curated record.